This is a messenger RNA of Arxiozyma heterogenica, 4113 nucleotides long. RefSeq names its product Fhl1p (gene FHL1). Gene Ontology annotation, molecular function: protein binding; sequence-specific DNA binding; DNA-binding transcription factor activity. Lineage: Eukaryota; Fungi; Ascomycota; Saccharomycetes; Saccharomycetales; Saccharomycetaceae. The transcript has a single exon. Gene Ontology annotation, biological process: regulation of ribosomal protein gene transcription by RNA polymerase II. Gene Ontology annotation, cellular component: nucleus. The record is from RefSeq and is a predicted model, not a curated record. Bases 1 to 4113 code for a protein of 1370 amino acids.
AUGGAAAGUCUGCAAUCAUUAAACACGGAAACAGAAUUAACUAGUAGUAGCCAUAACAGUCAUAUAUUAGAUCCACAAAAUGUUGUAUCAGAACCUGUUAAUAAAGGAACCAAUGUUAGUCUCAAUACUGAUCUACAGAAGGGUGCAGAUAAUUUCCCAGAUAUUGAUAUACUUGACCAAUCACAGGAAAACAAAUUAGGUGAUAAAUCAAUACUCAGUAGUGGAUUGUCAGAACAAUUAUCGAUUGCCACAGAAUCUCAUGAUAUAGACAUACUUGACGAUAUACCUCCUUUAGAAAAUAUUACAGAAGAUGUUGAAGAUAUUGGUGUCAUUGUUACAGAUUUGGAUCUAGGCAUUACUGACGAAUCAAAACAAAAAAUUAAUACUCCAGAAACUCAGCUGAAAUCAGAUGGACAUAAUGAAAAUAGUACUGAUAUAACAAAUUGCGAAACUAUACCUGUGAUAAAAAAACAAGAGUCCGAUAUAAUUAUUCAAAAGGAAACUUCAACGAUUACUGAAGAUGUUAUCCCAGUUAAGAAUAAUAAUAUACAUACUGAAAGUAUUGAAGACACCAAAGACAACGACGUAGAGUGUAAAAAAACUGUUGAAAAUAGUAAUAUAAACUCUAUUACCUCAGGUAUUUCUAGUUUACCGAAUGUGAAUACUACUUCUGAUCUAAAAGUACCUGAUGUGGGUACAGACGUUGAAGAAUCAAUAGACAAGAUACCUAAAAAAAAUUUACAGUCACCUUCUAAUGAGAAUGUUACUAAAGAAGAGAUGCAUGAGGAUAUUGAUAUGAGAAUGAAACAGGAAGAUGUGGAUGCUAUGAAUCUUGAACUAUCAACAAACUUAGGUGAUGAUGAUUUUCCAAAACUAUAUGAUUUCGACACUAAAGAUAAUAAUGAUAUAUUUUCUUCGCAUGAUAUUUUAGAAGGGUCGAUACAGACCAAAAAAGAAUUUACUGAGAAUAAUACCCAAAUAUCAAAAGAAAAUGAUACCUCUGCAUUGCCCGACCCCACCGACGAUAAACUACAAGAAGAAAACAGAACAGAUUUGAGUAUAUUUAAGCAUGGAUUAAAUACAUCACUAUGUUUACCAAAGACAGAAGAGAUCAAUAAUGAAAUAAAUAUCGAUGACUCACCUCUUUUAAGUGAUGAUCAAAUAAGUAACGAAUUAAUCACGUCAUCAAAAUUUAACGCUGAGCAUUCUUCUAACAUAAAUAUGAUGGCAUCAUCUUCAUUAAAUAAUAAUGAAAAAUCUACAGAUUUACAAAAUCUUACGGAGGGAGAAAGCCUUUCAUUAGAUGCAAUAAACAAUAAUACUCUUGAUAUCAAAAUAAAACAAGAAGAAAACGAGAAUAAAAAUGUAAAUAAAUCUAACGGAUCAUCACAAAUACAUCAGAAUACGUUUGAUAAAAGUGAAAACAGAAAUACACCCGCCUCUAUUAUCUCAGAGAGGAAUAAUUUAUUGUAUAGAAAAAGAAAAAAUUCGCUUAUACCUGGUGUGUUUUAUCCAAGCAAUUUAUCAGGCUACACUUUCAGUUCAGUUCAAUCUUCUAAUUCUAAUAACAACACAAUACCUAGAGAAAUACGAAAUGGGCUACCUUUAGAGAGUGCCUUGGUUAUCUCUAAUGAUUCCGCAAAUGCUGUAAGUAUACCGAAAAGUGAAGCGAGCGGUAACCUUAAAAAUGAAUUAUCACCAGAAGUUCCUAAAGAACAACCCACAAUAUUUGCGUAUGCUAGACUAGAUUUUCAAAGUUUUACCUUUUACGUUCAAACUUUACAUGCAGUUAUAGGAAGACGCUCAGAAAAUGAUACAACACAUAAAGUGGAUGUCAAUUUAGGCCCUUCUAAAUCAAUUUCAAGAAGACAUGCUCAGAUAUUUUAUAAUUUUGGGACUGGUAGAUUUGAAUUAUCUAUUAUUGGUAAGAAUGGCGCUUUUGUAGAUGAUAUAUUUAUAGAAAGAGGAAAUACAGUUCCGCUUCAUAAUAAAACAAAAAUUCAAAUUGGCCAAAUACCGUUUCAAUUUGUAUUACCUGAAAAGGAUGAACAAAUGCAACAAAAGAGCAUAGCUGAGGAUAAGAAAGAGAUUAAAGGAACAAUUAAGGAACGAAACACAACACAAGCUUCAGAAUCUAAACCUAAAUCAAAACCCCAAAAUAAAACAGACUCAAAACCCAACGAACCGAAAAAGAAAACAACUAAGAUUUCUAAGCCUACAAGAAAAGAACCAAAGGAAAAAGAGAAAAAAAUCCCUAAACCUCCAAAGAAAGUUUAUACUCUGGAGGAAAUACCAGUAGAGUAUAGAACCAAACCUCCAUUUUCAUAUUCUGCUAUGUUGACUACUUGUAUUAGAAAAUAUUCUAGUGAACAAGGUAUGUCAUUGUCCGAAAUAUAUGAGGGAAUACGAGAAUUAUAUCCAUACUAUAAAUAUUGUCCUGAUGGUUGGCAAAGUUCUGUUAGACAUAAUCUUUCGCUGAAUAAAUCAUUUAGGAAGGUUUGUAAGAAGGGUAAAGGCUGGCUUUGGGGUCUUGACGAGGCAUAUAUUGCUGAACGAGAAAAGAUAAAACAAAAACAAGCAGAAGCAGCGAAAGCCAAGGCGCAGGCGGCCCAGCUAAAAUUGCAACAACAAAAUGUUGCAAAGGGUAAGACUGUAGUAACACAUGGUAAAAAACAAGUGAAAGCAAAUAUAUCCCAAACUUUAUCAGCAAAUAGAAGCGGAAAGAAUGGUGCUCUUACAAUAAAUAAACAAUCUGCUCCUUCACAGACCACAAAAGGGAAUGAUACGCAAAGAACUAUGAAAUUUUUGCAAGAGCAAUUAAUAAUCAUGACUAGAGAUAGAAAAGGUUUAGAUAAACCAACAAUUGCAAUAAUUUUAACACAGGCUUUAGCAAUGACAAUAAAUCAAGUCACUCAAGCUGCUAAAAGUCAAGGUAUAAAAGGUAAUCCUUUAACGGCAUUAAUGGAUAAAAAUCCACAACAUCUUAACUUAAUCCUUUCUGCUGCAGUGAAUGCUGCCACAGCCAAGGUUACCAAAGGUAAUGUUAAACAGUUGGUUGACCCAUCAGUUUUGCAAGAAAUUAAUGCAAAGACAUCAGCCAGUGACAAUUCUAAUCUAAAGAAGAAUAAAACAGCUAUAAAAACAGAUAAGGAUGCUACCAAUAUAAAACAAACUAGUACUCCCGUAAAGUUAUCAGUAAAAUCUAAUUCUUCAAAUAAUACAAACAAACCAAAUACAGUGACUAGUUCUUCUUCGACGUCAUCUCAUACAUCUUCUAUCUCAACACCAUCUGCACCAUCGGGAGGAUUUGAUCCCACAUCUUUGUCAAGGUUUUUCCAACCUAAAAAUCAAAAUAAUCGAACAGCUACCUCUUCUAUUUCUUCAUCAGCUAAUCAUAAUAGAUCUAUCACAAUCUCUAAGGUUUCUUUAACACCAGCAAAAAGACCACAUGGGAAUAUUAACACUAAAGAAAAUAAUAAAAGACUUAAACAAAGCAAUGAUUCUGGUAAUUCUAAUGACAGUAGUGAUAGCGAUACAAGCGAUUCGAGUGAUUCGAGUGACACAAGUGGUUCGAGCGAUUCAAGCGAUUCAAGCGAUUCGAGUGAUUCAAGCGAUGGUUCAACUAAUAAUGUAAGUGACAGUGACAGCUCUAGUAAUAAUGAUUCAGAUUCAGAUUCAAGUGAUAAUGAUUCAACAAAAAAUGACAACAAUAGCAAGAAUACAAGUAGCCAGGAACAAAAGGUGGCAACUGAACUAACUAUUGGAAAUGAAAAUAAUGAAAUUAGAAAAGAAAAAUCAAACAAUGAAAAUAAUCAUGGUAGCGAACAGAAUACUAUUAAUACUGAUAAAGUACCUGAUAACAAAGAACAGGAUCAUACAACAGAAAAUGUCGUUAUUGAAUCUAAAAAUUCAGAGGAAGAUGAAAAUAACAAGAAUGUUAGCAGUGACAAUAAACAGGUGUCUAUAAAUGAAGUAUCUAACAAUAUUUCAGAAUCAACUAAAGACAAAGUGGCCAAGCCUGUAGAAGAGUCCAUGAAACCCACUGAAUUUAAUUCAAACGAGAAAUUAUCUUCAGAAGAAAAAAAAGUAGAGGCUGAUGAGCAAAAUGAAUAA